This is a messenger RNA of Rubroshorea leprosula, 698 nucleotides long. The record is from the annotation of a GenBank genome assembly. Lineage: Eukaryota; Viridiplantae; Streptophyta; Magnoliopsida; Malvales; Dipterocarpaceae.
CCAUGCAGUCCCAGAGAAAGAGGUUUUGAUCAUUCAAAAAGCAAACUUGAACAGUCGUUCCUAAUCGUGUAAAAUCUGUCCAUGACUAACUAAAAACAUGAACUGAACCCUGUCAUGGGUCAAAUUAUCCAAAUGUAAUAACCAUCUAGUAGGAAAGGGUUUAAAAGAAAAAGCAUGAGUAAACUACACUUAAAUCCUUCAUCAUCAUAAGUCAUUAAUACAGGAUUGCCUCUGCUCAGAAAUUCUAUAACUAACAACUAACUUCUAUUGUGAGAAAGCACAUUAGAAGAAAGAAGUUCGAACCCUGCAAAUAACAAUCAUGAAUAUGUUAGGACGAAACAAGUUUCUCUACUUCUAAUUCUAAAAUAAAUGAAUUUUGAAAACUGUUAAGUCUGAGAAAAAUGGGCUUCAGAUCACCAUGUACUAAAAUAAACCUAGAUGCAACUGUGCUAAAUCACCAAGUAAAACCAGUUUUAGGAAGCAAACUUAACAGUAGUUCCAUCACCAAACAUCAAUCACCUUCAACAGUUUUUCUAUAACAACAUACUAAUUGCCAUGAAAGAUUUCUUCCCUCCUUUUCCAGCUUGUUCACAGAAAAUUAGGAAUAUGUUAAAUCAAGUCCAUUCAUCAAUGAACAAUCCAGUUUUGCAUAUAAAAUUGCUGAAAAAGAGUUUACAAAAUAAACACAUUCACCCUCU